UGAAAAUCUAAACUUAUAAAACAAUUAUGAAAAUCACUACAUUUUCACCGGUAGUUGUGUUAGUAUUGUGUGCGACAGUUGUACUCCUAUUUCAAAGUGCAGAGGCCGGGCACAGGUAUGGUCACGGACAUGGACAUGGAGGCUAUGGGCACGGACACGGGCACGGACAUGGUUAUGGUCAUGGGCACGGACAUGGAGGCUAUGGUCAUGGACAUGGAGGAUAUGGACAUGGCCAUGGGCAUGGGCACGGCGGUUAUGGUCAUGGUCACGGACACGGGCAUGGUGGUUAUGGACACGGGCAUGGGCACGGGGGCUAUGGGCAUGGACAUGGUGGUUACGGGCAUGGGCAUGGACAUGGUCACGGGGGCUAUGGAUACGGAAAAUAAGCGCACAUUUCUCGCAACAAAAUCUCCUCAAACUUCUGUACAAAUUUUGAUUCAUUAG
Messenger RNA from Oppiella nova, 444 nucleotides. The record is from the annotation of a GenBank genome assembly. NCBI's taxonomy places the organism in Eukaryota, Metazoa, Arthropoda, Arachnida, Sarcoptiformes, Oppiidae.